AUGAUUACUCAACGUUCAAAUUUUGUUUUCUUAUUUUGUUUUUUGUAUUUAUUAAAUAAUUAUUUAAUUGCACAAAAAAUUUCACGUUCUUCAUCUGAUUUACCACGCUUAUGUGCGUAUUAUCGUGACCCAUCACAGUAUUAUCCAUGUGUACUAAAUUAUAUUGGUCUUAAUAGUUGGGCUCUGUAUCGAUGUCCAGAUCAAUCAACAUUUGAUGAAACAUCACAACAAUGUUUAGUUAAAAUUCCUAUAAACGAUGCAUUUGAACAACUUGCUUUAUUAUCAUCAACUGAUAAUGCACAAUUUCACCGUGUAGCUAGUUUUAUUUUAGCUACACCACCACAAACAAAUGAAAAUGAUGAUUUACAAGAACAACAACAGCAAACAAGACUUGUUUCAUUACCACCAACAAUUGAUAAAUUAAUGGAAUCAUUGUCAAUGAAAAAACUUUUACAUAAACGAGCUGAACGUGAUACAUCGGAACAAUUAUCAGGUAUAAUAUGGUCUCAUGGUUAUCCACUUAUGAAAUUAGACAAUAAACCAAUUCUUGAAAAAGAUUCAUCGAUAAAACCAAAAUCAAGUCAUUCUUCUGUUGUAGUUCGCCAUCUUAUUCCUGUUAACGAAGACGAACUUAAAUAUAAGAAAAUUUGUUAUUUUACAAAUUGGGCUCAAUAUCGAACUGCUCCAGCAAAAUUUGAACCUGAACAUAUUGAUCCAUUUCUUUGUACACACGUUAUAUACGCAUUUGCUGGUAUUGAUAAUCGAACAUUAUUAAUAAGAAAAAUAGAAGAUAAUGAUGAAGAUCUUUAUAAGCGUGUAAAUGCACUGAAAAUACGAAAUCCUAAAUUAAAAACGUUACUUGCUGUUGGUGGUUGGAAUAUGAAAUCUUAUGCAUUUUCAACAAUGGUACAUGAUAGUGAAAAACGACGAAAAUUUGUUUUUGAUGCUAUUAACUUUCUUCGUAAGCAUAAAUUUGAUGGUUUAGAAGUCGAUUGGGAAUAUCCAGGUGUACGUGGUGGACAAUCUGAUGAUAAAUAUUAUGUAACAUUAUUUUUCGAAGAAUUCCAAGACGCAGCUAUGGCUCAAGCUAUAAUAACAGGCCAACCACGAUUACUAUUAGGAGCAACAGUAGCUGCUGAGGAAGAUAUUGUUGCAAACGGUUAUGAAAUAGAGAAAAUAACAAAAGUUUUAGAUUUUCUAAAUAUUAUGACCUAUGACUUUCAUGGUGCAUGGCAAAAUUAUACAGGACUUAAUGCACCAUUAUAUAGACGUUUUGAUGAACUUGAUGCAGAUGCAAUGCUUAAUCAAGAUUUUGGUGUUGCUAUAUGGUUAAAAAAUGGUGCACCUGCUUAUAAACUUGUUCUUGGUGUUCCAUUAUUUGCGCGAAGUUUCUUAUUAGCACGACCUGAUCAAAAUGAACUUCAUUCACCAACAAUUGGAAAUGGUACUAGCGGUCCAUUUACACGUAGUGCUGGUUUUCUUUCAUAUUUUGAAAUUUGUUUGUUACAAAUGGAUUCUAAUUGGCAAAAACGUACUGUACCAGAUGGUUCCGAAUCUGAAUAUAUGUUUAAAGAUCGUGAAUGGAUAUCAUAUGAAACAUUGGAUAAUAUUCGAAAACGAGCUGCUUAUGUUGUUGCUAAUAAUUUAGGAGGAAUGUUUGUUUGGUCUCUUGAUAUGGAUGAUUUUAAUGGAGCAUUCUGUAAUAAUGGUACAUAUCCAUUUAUAAAAAAUUCGUUAGCACUUUUACCAACAAAUAUGCCAUCGUAUAUUUAA
This is a messenger RNA of Rotaria sp. Silwood1, 1773 nucleotides long. Lineage: Eukaryota; Metazoa; Rotifera; Eurotatoria; Philodinida; Philodinidae. The record is from the annotation of a GenBank genome assembly.